This is a messenger RNA of Pyrenophora tritici-repentis Pt-1C-BFP, 387 nucleotides long. The record is from RefSeq and is a predicted model, not a curated record. NCBI's taxonomy places the organism in Eukaryota, Fungi, Ascomycota, Dothideomycetes, Pleosporales, Pleosporaceae.
AUGGCCAGCGGACAGACAUGGGCAGUCGGUGAAUGGUUGGACAUGUACGGUAUAGCAGCAUCGCAGGUCGCGCGCCAAAUCGCCUCGCGAACUAAUCAGUUUGAUCUGCAGACACUGUUCCACGUUCAGGCGGCGCGUGGGGAGGUGCAGCCGUUGGAAAUCCUGGACCAUGGGAGACUACGUUGCCGUGGGUCACGACAAAGGUCGCAGGGAAACUUGAAUUAUGUUAAUGACGUUGUACCCAUGACUGGAAUGGAGCGGCUGUUAUGUGUCGUGGCGCCUGUUUCACCCUGGACACUGGACAUGACUGCUUCGGCGACAUGGCGCUGGCGCCGAUGUAUGGCCAUUAUGCUUCUGGGCCCGCUUCCCCGUCCCCAGUACACCUGA